AUGGUUACAGAUGUAGAGACUGGCAAUGCUAACGCCGCAACCGAGGGCGAAGCGCCCGCCGCCAAGGCCUCCAAGCUGCCUCUUCUUGGGACAACGUCCAUCAUCGGUCUCUCCGACGUGACAGAGAACAAACUGAUCUGGCGGCAAGUGGUGGCGGAGCUGGUGGGGACAUUCCUGCUAACGUCCAUCGGUGUGGCAUCCUGCAUCGCCAUCACAGAAUCCAAAGCACCACAGGUGACAAGCAUCGCGCUCUGCUUCGGACUGUUGGUCGGCUCUAUAGUGCAGGCGAUCGCACACGUAUCCGGGGGACACAUAAACCCCGCCGUGACAUGCGGACUCUUCGUGUCUGGAGACAUCAAGCUACUGAAGGCGAUUUUCUACGUUGUGGCACAGUCGUUGGGCGCUGCGGCCGGGGCUGCUUUCAUAAGGUUGGCUGUACCUGAAAAAAGAGUGUUAUCCUUCGGUAUGACGCUGCCUGGGCAAGGCGUCACUGAAGGCCAGGCGCUGUUGGUGGAAGCUCUCAUCACGUUCGUGUUGGUGCUGGUAGUGGAGGGCGUUUGCGACGGACGCCGCACCGACCUCAAGGGCUCGGCGCCGCUCGCCAUCGGUCUCAGCAUCACCGCCUGCCAUGCCGCUUGUGUUCCUUUUUCCGGCUCGAGCAUGAACCCGGCGCGUUCAUUUGGACCCGCGCUUGUUAUGGGUGAUUGGACUGCACACUGGGUAUACUGGGUGGGCCCGAUCGUUGGCGGGGUCAGCGCUGGUCUCGUGUACAAGUACAUAUUACGCAUCGGUAAGAGCGGCGAGAGCGGCUCAUACGACUUCUAA
Messenger RNA from Parnassius apollo (apollo), 825 nucleotides. NCBI's taxonomy places the organism in Eukaryota, Metazoa, Arthropoda, Insecta, Lepidoptera, Papilionidae. The record is from the annotation of a GenBank genome assembly.